This is a messenger RNA of Melitaea cinxia (Glanville fritillary), 2622 nucleotides long. RefSeq lists its product as uncharacterized. The coding region runs from base 91 to 1650 and encodes 519 amino acids. The record is from RefSeq and is a predicted model, not a curated record. The transcript has 13 exons. Lineage: Eukaryota; Metazoa; Arthropoda; Insecta; Lepidoptera; Nymphalidae. Gene Ontology annotation, molecular function: peptidase inhibitor activity.
UGACCAAGCCGCGUUUGAAGGUGGUCGUGCGACCGGUAGUAUUAUUUAAGUUUUUUUUUUGUGUCGUGAUUAAUUUAAGGACUUUGUGAAAUGAAUUGGGUGGUGAUAGCCAGCUUUAUCGUGUGUUUGGCGACGUUUAGUAAGGGAAAUGCUUUAAGGGGGACGUCAGAAUCAAAAGAUGCAGCGCCUCCAAAAGAUGAAGAACCAAUAGAAUUAAGAAAAACCUCAAUAAUUAGUGAAAUAAGUGAGACAAGUGAAGCGCAAUGCCUCGCCGGUAGUGAGUGGACGAGUAACUGCCACUCGUGUAGGUGUUCAAAAGAAGGGGUGGCAAAGUGUACAAGAUUGGAAUCCUGUGAAGGAAGAUAUGCUGAGCCGAUAACAUGCAAGCCGCAAACGAAGUUCCUAAGGGAUUGUAAUAUGUGCAUGUGUUUAGAAAAUGGAAAAUCGCUAUGCACGCUGCGGCUCUGUAUAAAAGUGGAUUCGAAAACACCCAUUAGUGAUAAACACGAUGAAAACAAAUCGGAUCUGAAUUAUGAUUUUGAUGACCAUAAAGUUUUGAAAAGAUCAUCCAUCUGUAAACCAAAUGCAUUGAUAAAAACUGAUUGUAACUUUUGCAAAUGCGCAUCCGAUGGUCAGAGCUAUUCGUGUACGUUGAACGUGUGUGAGGAACCAGAUAUUAAUGAUGACGUCGAAGUAUUUAAGGAGAAUGAGGAUAGUGAACAUGAUGGAGAUCAGGUGGACGGCAAGGUCUGCAAACCUCGAGCAACUUUCCACAUCGGCUGUAAUACAUGUCAUUGUAACUUCGACGGAACCACCUUUACUUGUACCAACAAGCCAUGUCCAUUGCCUGAUGAUGUGGAACUGUUCCAUGAAUUACGGGUUCUAAGAUCAUCACCGGAUAAAAAGUCUGUAGUGUGUGCCGCUAAUCGAAUGUUCAUCAAAGACUGUAACACCUGUUGGUGCAAUGAAGAUGGUACUAGCUACUAUUGCACAAGAAAAGUUUGUGUUACCGAUGCACCUGACAUACUUGAAGAGGCAGUUGAGGAAGUAAAGCGCAAAUGUAUACCUGAUGAAGUUUUCGAGUUGGACUGUAAUACGUGUAGAUGCUCACAAGAUGGGAUGUCGUUUUCUUGUACUAGGAAGGCGUGUAUCCCUGAAGAGAAGGGCAAGAACGUGUCAUUGAACAGAAGAAUUCGGGCAACAUCGCAGGGGACGCCGAAGACUUGUACACCGGGUCAAGAAUUCAGAAUGGACUGCAACAAGUGCCUUUGUAACGAUGAGGGCCAGGACUUCUCUUGCACACGCAUCGACUGUACUGCAAUAAACAACAACGGCAACGUUGGAGUUAGGGCUAAGAGAGAUGUUACAACCCAAAUUCAGUUGGAAUGUGCACCGGGAAGCGUUUUCAAGCAAGGCUGCAACUUGUGCCACUGCACAGAGGACGGUAAACACGCGACAUGCGCUCUGAAACGUUGCACUGAAAAGGAUACCCAAGAAGAGAGUCUAGUACCAGAAUCGGAUCCCAGUUUUCGUUGCAACCCCGGAGAACAGACCAAACGCGGUUGUAACGACUGUUCUUGUUCGGCUGAUGGGAAAAGCGUUUUCUGCACACUUCGCUUCUGUGACCAAGACAUAACACCGACAAUAUAAUAAAGAAAACAACACGAAUCCACAUCUUAGUGACCCAACAACUACAAUAGUAGAACAAGUAAAAUUUUGGCCAUUGGAAGAUAUGGCUGAUAUUUUGGACAAAACAGGAGAUUUGCAAGACGAAUCUCAUUUACAGUAUUCAAAUAAAAAAUCUGGUUAAAAUAUCAAAUAUUUAGUUUCUGCUACGUUUAAAAUAUAUUUUUUCAUCAGAAGUUUUAGAAGAAUUUUGAUAUCUAAGAUUAACACAGGGUCAGUGAAGUUAUGAAACGUAUCAAAAGUGAUCUUAGGACUAUGAUCAGUAAAGUUUUAAAGUAUUUAAUUCGUUCACUUAACUUAGUUUUCAUAAGUAUGGUUUCUUUUAUUUUAAGUUCAGUUAUUUUUAAAUUACAAUAAAUAGAUAAAUGCAAAAAUUUCUUAUCUUUUAAAUGUAAUAAUGUAUUAUACAAAUUUUUGUAUCGAGUUAAACAUUUGUGUUACCUUUGUCAAAUUUAAAUGUUUAUUUAGAUCUUGACACACAAUCAAAAUUUGAAAAAAGGAAAAUUUAAUGAUCUGCUAGGUAAAAUAAAACGAAUCAAUUCUAUCAGUGUUGUAUUUAAUUAGGAUUUAGUAUGUAAGAUUGAAGCGGCUCUAGAAAUUACUAUCUGCGAUUUAUGUUUUAACACACAUUGACACAUUGAAUUUUUUUUUCUAAUAUUUUGUCACGUAAAACAUUUUAUUAAAUUACAAAUCAUAUUUUUCUAAUAAAUUAAAACGACAUUUUUAAUAUUGUUUUCUGGUUUAUAUAAUAAAUGAAUUAUUUCAUGCAGUUAUCCACGUUAAAAUCAUGAGCGUUAAGUUCUAAGUGAUUUAGAAUAGGUAGCGAAUCAUUUUCGUCUUAAAGUAGUUUUUAUACUUUAACUUACUCAUGUAUUAGACAAUUUACUUUAUAUGUGUGAAUUUAAUCACGAAAUGAAUAAAAAGUUUGAUUUCAAA